Molecule: messenger RNA, 1520 nt
Organism: Polistes dominula (European paper wasp)
Lineage: Eukaryota; Metazoa; Arthropoda; Insecta; Hymenoptera; Vespidae
Product: signal peptide peptidase
Biological process (GO): membrane protein proteolysis
Cellular component (GO): cytoplasmic side of endoplasmic reticulum membrane; membrane; lumenal side of endoplasmic reticulum membrane
Molecular function (GO): aspartic endopeptidase activity, intramembrane cleaving
Source: RefSeq, a predicted model, not a curated record
CGCCAUCUGUAAGAUAACGUUUGUUCCAAACGUGUACGACAGUGCAGUCGUGUCAAUCGAGUUGCGUUGAAAAGUAAAGAUGGCAAGUGUAAUAAAUCCAAUUAUUACACAAGCGUGUGAAAAUGUUACGGAAAAAAAUAAUGGAACUUCUCCUUCAACUCCCGAAGGAAUAGCCAUAGCUUAUGGGAGCCUUGUAAUAAUGGCAAUAUUACCUAUUUUUUUCGGUAGCUUUCGAGCUGUUAAACACCAUAAGGAGCAGCAGCAACAUUAUAAAGCAAAUGGUGAACAACCGGACACAAUGUCUCUUAUGGAAGCAGCAAUGUUUCCUGUAAUUUCCAGCUUUACGUUAUUUAGCUUAUACAUAUUAUAUAAGAUAUUUACAAAGGAAUACGUGAAUGUAAUUCUAGCUACUUAUUUCUUCUUUCUUGGAAUCCUAUCUUUGUGUCAUCUUACAAGUUCUUUAAUUUCUUCAUUGGUUCCGGCUGUGAUUCCAAAAACUCCGUAUCACAUUCAAUUCACUAAAGGAGAAAACGAUAAUACCGAGCAUAUUAUUAAUUAUAAAUUUAACCUUCACGAUAUUGUUUGUUUAAUUUGUUGUUCAAUGGUUGGCGCUUGGUAUCUUUGGAAAAAGCAUUGGAUUGCCAAUAACUUAUUUGGAAUUGCGUUUGCAAUUAACGGCGUUGAAAUAUUACAUCUUAACAACGUUGUUACUGGAUGCAUUUUACUUGGUGGUCUUCUUUUCUAUGAUGCCUUUUGGGUAUUUGGUACAGAUGUAAUGGUAACAGUAGCGAAAUCAUUUGAGGUGCCAAUGAAACUCGUUUUUCCACAAGAUCUUUUAGAAAAAGGUCUUAAUGCAGAAAACUUUGCAAUGUUAGGUUUAGGCGAUAUCGUUAUACCCGGAAUUUUUAUAGCUCUUUUAUUGAGGUUUGAUAACAGUUUGAGCAGAAAAAGAAAUGUAUAUUUUUAUGCAACGUUUUUUGCUUACUUCAUGGGAUUACUCAUAACAAUAUUAAUAAUGCAUUUGUUUAAACACGCACAACCUGCUCUGUUAUAUCUGGCACCUGCUUGUCUAGGAACGCCAUUAUUACUAGCAUUAGUCAAAGGAGACCUUAAAGCUUUAUUUUCAUAUGAAGAUCACCCUGCUCAGCCAAAGAAUAAUACAGUACAACAAUCAGAACAGACAACGCAAACUCAAGUAGAAACAGCAAAAGAUAAAUAAAUUUUCCAACCACCAUAAGUAAUAUGACAUUUCUGUUAUGUUACUAUUGGUUAUUUCACAAAUUCAUUAUAAAUAGAAAAAAAGACAUGUUUUUUCUAUAAUUCUUUAAUCUACCUUGCAUAUUGAUUUAAUUUAUUUUUACAAUAUAUGCAAGUUGUGGAUGCUGUGAUGGCACAAAAAUCAUUUCAUUAAUCAAUCAUUCGGUACAUAGCAAGGAUUUGCAUUUAUUGUGCAACUAUUCCUAUAUGUAAUUACAUUUGUAAAUUAUAAUUGUGACUUAUAACGAUUCUUUAAAAUUGUA